Molecule: messenger RNA, 1983 nt
Organism: Chaetomium globosum CBS 148.51
Lineage: Eukaryota; Fungi; Ascomycota; Sordariomycetes; Sordariales; Chaetomiaceae
Exons: 7
Coding region: 1-1983 (660 amino acids)
Biological process (GO): proteolysis
Molecular function (GO): aspartic-type endopeptidase activity
Source: RefSeq, a predicted model, not a curated record
AUGGUGGGCAAUUCCUUUUUGUGGUUCCUAGUCCUCAUUUCAACAUGUCACGGUUCCAUACUCCCGAGGUUGCCGCCAGCCGCCGACGAACAAGAAGUCCAUCCAAAUAAUGGUGUAGGGGGUGGCGCUGGACCGUGGCGGAAGCCGGGCUAUGUUCGAAUGCCCGUUUCGAGGCAGAAGUUCAAUGGGACAGGGAAAGGACCAGGCGGAAUACACACGCCGCCGCCGCCAAUAUCGGAACACCCGCAACACGGCCCACCCCAUCAGCAUCCUCCAGCGGACCAACAAAGAGAUUCUACCCGGCCAGCGACAACCACCAAGUUGCCGCCGAUCAAGCGAGACCCCUUGGCCCUGCAAGCCCAACCAGUCGCUCCCCACCAGGGUACGAACAGCAGACGAUGGGGCUGGUCAAGCUUAGAGGAGCUAGGGGGAAUUGCGUACAUCAUCCAGUUGGAGAUCGGGACACCACCCCAAAAGGUCAAGGUGUUCAUUGACACGGGUUCCUACGAGCUUUGGGUCAAUCCUAGGUGUGACACCUCGGCCUCGGAGUCGAUUUGCCAAAGCCACGGCAACUAUUACCCAGGCCAAUCCUCCUCGUCUACGUAUGUAGGAGGCAAAUUCGCCGUCACCUACGGAACGGGAGCUGUCAGGGGGAGCUAUUGGUCCGACACAAUGAGUGUAGCAAGGAUCCUAGGGCUGGGAUAUUCCUACCCCUAUUCCAUCAACUACCCCAGCGUUUUGACUUUGAUGGUCGCUCAAGAGAUGAUCUUGGCCCCUAUUUUUGGCUUGGGGUUAGGGGGUGACCAAGAUAACUUCAGUGAGAUCAUAUUUGGUGGCGUGAACAGGUGGAAGUUUGCCGGCCCACUUGAGGCCGUUCACAUCUGGCCGCCCAUCUCACAACAAGACCCAAGAUGGAUACAAUACUGGGUCAACGUGACCUCGGUCGGCAUGACCAAGCCCGGCGAACCCGCCGUGAUCUACACCAACCGCGAUACCUUCAGCAUGCCGACGCUCCUCGACACGGGUUCCACUCUCUCCUACAUCCGCGAGGAUCUCGUUGCCCAGAUCGGCCAGCAGUUUGAUGCUACCAUCGACAGCGGAGGCAACUACAUUGUCGACUGCGCCUGGCGCGACGAACCGGGCACUGUGGAUUUUGGGUUUAACAGGGGCAGGAUGGUCAUCAACGUGCGCUACAAGGACUUUAUUUAUCAGCAGUAUCCGGGCCAUUGCAUGCUGGGGGUGCAACCCGCAGAUGUAGGAUCGACCCAUUACGUUCUAGGGGACACGUUUAUUCGCGGGGCUUAUUUGGUUUUUGAUCAACAGUCGGAUAUCGUUUGGAUGAACCAGUACUACAACUGCGGCGACGGGGUGGUUACGGUCGGGGCGACCAAGGGGGAUACGGGGUCCAUUGUCGGCGCAUUCACAACCGGCAGCCCAGCAUGCAGCGUCCUCUCAUCACCGCGCCCAUCCUCCCCCAAGUUCACCCAAAACACCGCAUUCCCCUCCACCGGCCGAAACGUCAACCCCCUCUCCCACGGCUCAUCACAAUCCACAAUCCUUUCAGCGCACCACCUCUCAUCCGCGGGCGCAUCCAGUCGCGGAAAAUUCGUGCCCCCACCGGUCGUCCCGGGCUCGACACGCACGUACGCAAAAAACGAACUGACGCGGUUCCCGCCCACGGCGGCGGACGCGUGCGGGCUGCGCGGCGGGAACCAGUCCGUGUGGAAGUGGAAGUGCUCCGUCGCCGCGUACUUGACCAACUGCAGCGGCUCGAGGUUGGUGCGCGGCACGUCGAACCCCUGGAAGGACAGCGCGCGGGACUCGAUGCAGGCGACGACGGGGUCGGAGGGGGGCACGGUGGUGGAUUGGGAGGUCCGCAGGGAGGUGUGGGCUGAGUUGGCGGUGGUGCCGCUGCGGGAGAAGGUCGAUUUGCUGGGGAGGAGGUACGGGUUGUUAGUGGUGAAGGGGGAGGGUAAGGGGUAG